Molecule: messenger RNA, 6450 nt
Organism: Pomacea canaliculata
Lineage: Eukaryota; Metazoa; Mollusca; Gastropoda; Architaenioglossa; Ampullariidae
Exons: 16
Coding region: 223-4074 (1283 amino acids)
Biological process (GO): negative regulation of gene expression
Cellular component (GO): nucleus; cytoplasm
Molecular function (GO): transcription corepressor activity
Source: RefSeq, a predicted model, not a curated record
AGCAGUAUCUCCAAGGAAACGCCACUUGCUGCUAUGCCAGGGUGAUGUAAAUACACAGACUGUCAAGUAUUGGUACUACCCUUUCAUGAAGGCCAGACUGAGUGGUGCCCUCAGUACAAGAAAAUCUUAGAAAGAGGUUUUCUUUCAACAGAAGUCAAGCCUUAUGCGGCCAAACUUAGACCGUCUCCUUCACAACAGUUUAUUUUGCCAUUAAGGCCCACAAUGGAAGAGAAGGAAAAGCAUGUGGUUGUGAUGUAUGUACCAGAACCCACCUCAGAUAAAAUGAGAGACUUCAUCUUAGCUGCAUGCACCCAAGCUUUUGACUUUGCAUCAUCUAAAAAUUUAAACCUGGCUUUGCCUGUACAGCUGAGUGAUGGUUUACAAGUGAAAACGUUUAAAACAAUGCUGUGUGCCAUCUGUGAACACAUGGAGAGAGAAGACACCUUUAAUGAUAUAGUGCUGUACAUCAGUGAUACAUCCCAGCUGAAAACUCUGAUGGACAUCAGUAGUAAAUAUCUGAUGCGGUGUGAAGGAUGGUAUACUGAUGUCAUUUUCAGAGAGAGGCCUGAGACUACGAGUGGUACCUCUCAUCGUAUAAAAAUUGCAGUUGACGAGCUUCAAAAAUUCAAGGCUGAUGUUCUUGUCAAUUCUACAGACAGAGGAUUGGAACAUACACAUGCAGCUGUUUCAGGAUUAAUACUGCAAACUGUUGGGCCACAACUACAAGAGUUAUGCCAUUUGUUAUAUCCAUCAGGAAUAGAAGACAGGAUCUUGGCAGUGACUCCUUCUGGGAUAGAUCAGUGGAAGGAAAUAUACCACAUUGUACUUCCACAGACCUGGAAGGAUCAGCAUGAAAACUAUUUGUUGAGUGAGCUGAGGAAACGUGUUCAAGGAUGCCUGACUGUUGCAAGUGCAAAUAACCAUGAAAGCAUUGCAUUUCCCACUCUGGGAACUGGGAAGCUUCUUUAUCCCCCAGAAAAGGUGGCCCACACCAUGUUCAAUGCUGCCAGAGACUUCUUUGCCUCCAUGCCACACUCUACCCUGAAGAAGGUCACUAUAGUAUGUUUCCCAAAGAAUACCGAGAUAAUCAAGGUUUUCAAAGCAGAAGAAGCACUUCACAUUUUCAAGGUGGACAAAUCGUUAAAUCAAGAAGCAAGGCUUGGUGUGGAAAACAGACUGGUACAGAUUGUUGUCCCGAACACAGAAAAAGAAGAGAUUCCAGAUAUAUGUGACAUUGUGUAUGACUUUAUACAAGAAGAUGCACGUAAGAAACAGAAAGGAUCAUUUAUGAAAGACAAAACGAAGACGAAGUCUCUGAUGGUGAUUUUCAAGAAAAAAGACAAGAGAGAGGCUGUUUCCUUGCAGAUAAACCUAAUGAGAGCAGGUUCUGAAGAUUUAGCAGACAUUGUGAAAGCUGUGGGAAAAAAGCUAAGCAAGUGUCUGAAAUGUCUUAUUGUCAUCAUGGCUGUUGCUGAUGUGAGUAGUCUUCGAAGUGUAUGUGAAGAGUUUCAAGCUCAGCAGAAAGCAAGCUCCUUUUGGAACCCUUUCUCUUGGUUAACUGGAGGAAAAUCAGAAAUGAAAUCACCAGUGAAUCCUUCAUUUUCAAAAAGUCCUCCUAAGCAAGAAAUUGGAGUCAUUUGUGUCUGUGGAAAUUCAGGAGUCUUUGAUAAGGUCAAAGCUGAGAUGAAAAAGAUUUUCAUCCCAGAGAAGUAUAGGCAACUUGCUGCAGAAUUAAAUGAUGGCGUUUCUGUUGAUUCAGAUCUUGGUGCAGUAAAUAAUGUGGUAAACCAAAAUUUUGGACAACCUAAAAAAGAGGAAUGCAUUUUGACUAUUCCUAUGGCUGACUUGCCUGGAUUGGAUGAGAAUGCAUUUAAUCCUGUCCUGAAUCCUGUCACCAACCAUAAAAAAGGCUGUUUGACAUUUUCUGUCCCAUUUAAAGAUCUACAGGCAGCAGUUGAUGAUGUUACUGCAGUAAUUAAAUCUGCUGAUAACAUUUCACAGAAAGCGGAUGUUUCUACACUCAGACAGAUUAAGCUAAAUCCUGUUAUAGAGAGAACAGUAGAUUGUCUUGAAUAUGAAGCACUUAAGUACUUGUUAGGGGAACCAUUUAUUCUCACAAAAACAGAUGAGAAAGAUGGAAUGGUCACAUUCUCUAUACCAGCAGACAGAAGUCCUGAAGAUAUUGAUGACAAGAUAGGCUCAUUAAGGCAAGAAGUUGUAUCACUUGAAGGGGCUAAUAUGUCAAACAUUGAAAAUCCCAUUAAUACAAGGUCUGAAGGAGUGGAAGCUUUCAUGAAAAUCAUACAGCAAGAAAGAAAGGUGGUGAUAUUCUGCUUUGACUACAAUAACAUGAACAAAGCCAAGCAUUUGUUGCAAGUUAAGACUGGAAAAAUCAAGACUACAAGCAGAGCAGCCAGAAAGUUUGGCGAGGGACUAGCCUCAAGUACCUCACAGCAGCCAUCAGCUGACAGCUAUUCAAAGCCUGCAGAUCGCCUAGAGCUGAACACAAAGUCUGGCAUCAAGAUAUAUGUGUACAAGACAGACAUCACAAAGCUGCCUGUAGAUGGCAUUGUGAAUGCUGCAAACAAUAAUCUUCAGCAUGGUGGUGGGGUAGCAGCUGCUAUUGCCAAAGCAGCAGGUCCUAGCCUAGAGGAGGAAGGUGAUGACUACAUCAACAAACAUGGUCCUCUGAAAGUUUCACAGGUCAUAUCAACAUCCUCUGGAGCUCUGCCUUGUAAGACAGUCCUUCAUGCUGUGGGACCACGAUGGGAUGACUACCAAGACAAGAGGCAGUGCCAGCAGGACUUGGAGCAAACUAUCUUUAACUGUCUGGAAACAGCCCAUAACAUGAAAUUAGGAUCUCUUGCUGUCAGCUCUAUUAGCUCAGCUAUUUUUGGAGUUCCCAAGAAUGUGUGUGCUGAGAUGUACAUGCAAGCAGUACAAAGAUUUGAUGACCAUCAUGGUGCUGCAUCUUGUGUGAGGCACAUCCACUUUGCUGAUAUCAGUGAUGAAAUGGUCUCUAAUAUCCAAGCAGUCUUCACACAGAAAAUGAAUAUUGUUGCAUCCUGCCAGCAUGGAGAUAGUAUGAAGGCAGUCAGAUCUUUGGAUACAGCACAGCAGAACUCAUCAGACAAGAUGCAGGAAGAUCCUACUGUAAGCAAAAAACAACAGAACAAAGGAGAGACCACACAUCCAGACAGUUCUGUUAAGGAUGCACAACAAACUGCAAAAGACAAGAUUCCAUCAACACCAAUUGUAGCUAGUACUCAGCAGAACAUGGCACAGUCAGUCACACGUGUUGACAGCACACAGCAGAGCACACACUCUACAGCAUUAGCCCUGACAUCUGGCCUAGAUUUCCACAGCACAACAAACCUUAACAAAGAACCAGCUGUUAAAGUAACUCAGAGCAGCGGAGUAUUAGGACUUGAGUGGACAAUUUGUUUUCAUGAAUUGGAGUAUUUUAUUGGGCAGCAAGACAUUUCUCAGAUAACCACUGAUGCUAUUAUCUUUUGGCAUAUUGAUGGAAGAGUCGUUGAUGAAAGAUCCUUAAAGAAACUGGUCAAAACCAGUGAGUUCUCAUCAUUUAAAAAAAAACAGCUGGCAGAAGGAAAAAUACAUACUUUCCAAGGAAGCAGAUGUAAAUGGCUUGUAUUUGUUGUUGUGCCACCACUUAACAGAGGUAGCUUGGAAAAUGUGACAUCAAUAGUAGAAAAAGCUCUACAAAAGGUUGAUAAUCUUGAAGCAAAAUCAGUGGCCUUGCUCCACUUUCCACAUUCAAAAGAGGUCAGAAAGGACAAUGAACAUCAAGCAGAAGUCUUCUCCUCAGCAUUAAAAAAGCUUGCGGGAAGACCCCAAAAAUCAUUGAAAAAAGUCUAUAUUGUGAAUUUGGAAGAAGAAUUUAUUUCACUACUUGGAAAAGAAGUGUUAGCUUCUAUUCAGAGGAAUGAUCAUAGAGUACAUGGAUAUCUGAGCAGAGACCAGGAGCAGCUUACUGCUGAAAAUCUGACUGAGGCUGAACUUACACCUAGAAAUGAAAGAGGUGACACAGUUGUUCAGGAGUCUGCAGUGUAGCUAGAGUAAAAGGUACAGAAAUGCAGGCCUGCUUCUUAAGGAACUGACAGAGUUCAUGAAACAGAGAGCUGAUCUGUAUAUUGUGAGCUUUAACUGCCACUAACUGAUAUAUAUACAUAUGAAAAUACCGAUAUAUAGUCUUGGAGAUAACGGGACACAAUAUUUUCACUGGUAUUUUAAUUCUUUUGACUUAGAAAAAAUCGAACAUAAAUAUAAGAAAGCUAUGUGUAGAGAAAUAGUGCUGAGAUUAAUUGUUUAGGUGAUUAAGUGUUCCCUAAUGUUAUGUUCAAAAUCAUUCAUCUGCAUUCCAAUCCUGUGCAGUUCCAUCAUUUUUGCAAUGGGUGGAAAAUUUUUUAAAAUUGUUAUCUUCUUUAUGACAUCCAGUUUGUUUUUAUAAUGGAUGUGAAAAAUGAAGAGACAAAAGAAUGGUCACUCCAUGUGAGGUCCUCAGAUAAAAAAUUUCAUAGUAACACAAACAGCUAUAUAAAUACCUUUUUGUGCUUGAAAGAUGUAUGCAGAAAAUUGUGGUAGGUACUUCCAUUUUACUUCCUUGAGGUCUGGAUGUAGGAGGGGGAACAACACCAAGUGACCCUCACAACACAUCAUGCCCUUAACAGUCCUAGUAUGUGCAUGCAAACACACACAGAGAAACACACACAGCCUAAAAUAAUGUAAGCGCUUUAUGUGUCACCAAGAGUGAUAUGUGUAAUAACUAGCAUACUGUGAAUAUGCAGGCAUUUACAAAAUCUGAAAGCUGUUAAAGACAGAAAGUGUGGCUCAUUUCACAACACUCAGAUCUCAUCUUGGACGUACUGUUCUUUCUCUGUAUUUGGCCUCUAAAGAGCUAGAUGCUUUGCUGUGAUAUAGCCUUAAUUGCUGGCUAACAACAUUCUUCUACCCCAUCAGUCACUCAAGUUAUGAACUAGUUAGGGAAAGGUCUACAACACUCUCAUUUAUAAACACCCAUGACAAAUUGACAUGAAUUUCAAUACUUUGACAGUCAAUGCAAAUGACAGCUACUAAAAAUGUGCUUGUUUUUAUCUGUAAUUGUAUGCCACUCAUUAAAUUAGUGUUUAAAAUGGGUUUAAUGCUAGAAAACGAUACAAAUACUUAAUGCUCACAGAAAUGUUUUAUCAAGAAAAUCUCUUACUAAAUGCCUCAUUGCCAAGCUCUAAAUGAGACAACAGUGUUGUAAUAAAAGCUUUGCUAGUGCCUGAUGACCCAAGUAAUUAAAGGGCCUCAAAUAUCCCACCUAUUAGCUCUUUCUAGCUCUGUUGAUUGCUGGAGAAUGUCAUAUGAUGUCAUUUCCAGCUUUCCUGUGAAGUAUUCUCCUUGCCUAAGUAAAGCUUUUUAAAUUUGUCCACAUAAAAGUUUAUCUGGCACAUGGCUGCCCAAUCAGCAAACAACAUGAUGAUCUAAAAACAUUCUUUACAUUGUUAAUAACAUUACUGAAAACAUCUUUUAAAUUUUGUAUUAUUAAACAGAAAUAACCAUUAGUUUUAGUUUUUGCAGUUUAUCUAAAUAUAAUACACCACUAUAUGUGCCUAAUAAUUAUGUUGUAAUGCACUAUAACUAUUUCAAAGAAAAUUUCGUUGUUAGCACGAUUGUAACCAUUUCUCUGCGACUUGAAAAGAUGGGAACUGAAAGAUGUUAAACUGAGCUUAAAUGAGUAGUGCUUAAACAAAUUAUACAAUUUCACAAUUUGUAGUUUAAGCUUUUGUUUGAUAAAUAUUAUCCAUACACCCCUGUUCAGUCUGGUAUUAUUACCAGCAUUUUAGUUUGGGAAUAUGGUAAACUUUCGAUAAUUUCUAUCAUACAUUGAGAAGUUGUAUUGUUGGUCCUGUGUACAUGAGGGUUGGGGAGAGCUAUGUGUGCUGGUAUUAUCUUUUCCAUUAGAAGUAGGGCAGUAAGAAGUUUGGUAAUUGUAAGCUUAUGCUUUCUGGACAAAUAUUGUUGAUUGUUACAUAUAUUAUUUGUGUACAUGAAAUAAUUUUCCACUAGAUGUUUAGAAAAGCUGGUGAAUUGGUUAGCAAAGGAAGACUAGAAACAGGUUUUUGUUAAAACUAGUAUGGUAAUAUGUACUGUGGUCUGAUAUUUGUAGAAUACUUGACUAAUCCUUAGAAAUAUGAACAUUGUGUAGGACUUGCUUGGUGAUGCCCCAUUCUAAAUUCAGCAUCUGUGAAGUUUAAUUCAAAUGAGGUAAAUGAUAUUCCAUAUUCCCAAUGAUAAAACUUGUAAUUCUAUAUUUUACUCAAUAUUUUUAUAAAUUGUUCCUUCUCUUUACUUCCAUUUAUUUUCUGAAACAAGUAAAUAACUUUAAAAGGUACUCAAAUUAAAAUAUAUAGUCAAAUCUCGCUACUAUGCCACCCCGCUACU